Rosa chinensis is the source of this 2610-nucleotide messenger RNA. RefSeq lists its product as uncharacterized. The transcript has 5 exons. The record is from RefSeq and is a predicted model, not a curated record. The coding region runs from base 189 to 2501 and encodes 770 amino acids. Lineage: Eukaryota; Viridiplantae; Streptophyta; Magnoliopsida; Rosales; Rosaceae.
UUGGAUAUGCUCUAAACGAGGUCAAAUAUAUAGCGUCAUUUCCAUCCUUGCUGGCUCGUGCGAUACACCAUUACAGGGUCUCCUUGAGAGUUCAAAAAUUCAGACCACCUGUUUUUGUUUUGGCGCCAAAUAUCAAAUCCCCAGCGAAAGGGAUUUCUCUUUCAGAUCUGGUUUCGUAGAAUUGGGACAUGGGUUCGAAGCGCAAGAGAUCCAAGAAGCUCCCAAACCGCGCAGUAGAAGAAACCCCAACUCCGAAUCGCCUUCCCCCACUCACCUUCCAAACCCUAAUCUCUGCAAUUGAAGCACCACAGGGUCUAAAGGUGCCGAUUUUGAAACGGAUAUACGCACUAGUGGUUCCACUGUCUUUACAGGAACCAAUUGAUUGGUCUAACGCUGAAGGCAGUUGUAAUUAUUUUGGCAUUGAACUGAAAUUGGAAGGUCUGCAAUGUCUCAUCCAUUGUUUGUUCAAAGAGCUAGAUAAGCGGCUUAAAUUCCUAUUCUCUGCUUUAUCUGAUGCCUCUGCAAAUAGAGCUCACAAGCACACUGACUCUGACAAAGAUAUGGCGGUCGAUGUUGAUGAACUAACCCUGCUUUUAAGAUGCUGUGUAUCUUUGAGCAUGGUGGACCCAAGUUUAGUAAUGGAGAAUACCCAAUUUCUUCUUUCGGUUCUUGGGAAAUUGAUUGCUUUGGUUACAAGUGGAUGCAGUGAGAAAGAGUCUGUCAGCUUUCGGAAGUCUGUUUCUUGUGAAUGCACGUAUACUGAUGCUGGUGGAACCUAUGUUUCCAAAGACUUUGUUGCUUCCUUAUGUUUCUUAGAGCCUUCUAAUCUGCGGCACCCAGUUCUCUGUGCAUUGCUUGAGAUAUUUGCAGACGAACUUUUAAUGCGGAGACUGUUAAGAAAGUACUUUGUGGCUGUUGAUUCUGCUUCUUGCACAAAUGAAAGGUUAUUUAAUAACCUUGUUAAAAGUGAUAUUGGAAGUGUUCUGGAGGUGAUUUCUGUUCACUUUAUUUUAUCAGUUUAUGAUGAGCCAGCAUCUGAGAACUUUCUCAAAAGACUAUACUUGCAAUUCAGUAAGAAUUUUAGAGGUCCUGAACUGAGCCUGACUGCAGCAUUGCCUCUGCUUCUCAACCCUAUCAUGCUUUCUGCACCAAAAAUGUUACAGACUCAUUUCAUUUUAUUAGUUUCUGAAGCAAUAGAUAUAGACACCUCUUUGAAGAAUGUUAGACCAGAUCUUAGAAAUAUGGACUGCUACCUAACAGCAUUUGAAAGGUCAGUUGUUUUGUACACUAGCCACAUGUCUAGUUCACUUAUGGAUCACCAUCCGUUGGGUGUUAGCUGUUCUCAUGCCAAUUCAUGGAUGCUAGGGAGUCAUCAUCCGUCUUUUGAAUCUUGUAUUCAGCAAGGAACGAGAGAAAAAAUUUGUAAUCGAGUGACCCAUUUAGGUUCCUUGAGGCAGUUAACAAAGUCUGGUAUGAUGGCUGCUUCUACUGCAUACAUAAAUGAGAACCAACAUAUUUUCAAUGAAUCGUGUAAAGAUGAUAUUCUGUCAGUCUUACAUAGGAUAAUACAUGGAGCUUCAUCUUCAGAUGCCAAUCAUAACGUGUUUUAUAGAAAAGGGGAUACAAACCCAGAAGACAUUUAUCUUCUUGCUUCGAUAUUGAAGUUAAUGAGUAGUUCCUUGUUGAAAGUUAUUUGGUGCCUGAGAAAUGGUGGGAAUUCGGGGUAUCCGCAAACCUUAAAAGAUGCUUCUUCACUCAAGGAAUAUGAUUUUGUGGUGGGUAUCAUUGGCUGCUUUAUUCAAUUCAAUUUGUCUCUACCUAAUCAGAAGUUCUUAUCUGACAUGAUGAAAACCCGCCCGAUGAUACAUAAGACUUCCAAGUGGAUCCUUCUGCAUUUUUUGGGCUUGCUGUCAUUAAGUUUUGCUAGCGGGAUUGAUUUCUUAGUUAAGGGCUGCAUAUCAAUAAUCAUGGCAAUAUUAAACCUAUGUGCUUUUGAAGAGGGUGAUGUAGUUGCACUGAGGUCAUUCUUAGAUCCUGGUUCACAAUCUGUUUCAUCUGAAUUGCCUGCUGAUAAGGUUACACAGGCUGUGAAGAAACAGAAAUCCAUCAGAAAAGUUGCAUCGAAGUUUCAGGAGACUCAAAAUGUUUACUUGAGCAAACAUUCUGCCACACGCCACCAUAAGAAAGCACAGAGUGAAGUAGCAAAAACUUCCGAAAAUGCAUGCUUCAUGAGCUGCACAAGAGAGUUUAGUGAUAUCAUGGAGGAGGAAACAGAAGAAACCUGCACUGGGGAGAUGUACCUCAAUUGCACACUAGCAGGCUCCAAGAAGUCUGACCUUGAUGAUUUGGCAGACUUCAUUGUGUGCAAACCAGGGAAGGAGUACUCUAGCUGGUUGAAAGAUCGAGAAAAGUAUCGGUCUUGGAAAGUAAAAAAAGAGGCAGUUGUAAGGUGGGAGAAAAGGAAAAGGACUUAUCGGAAAGUUAGAAGUAAAAGAUCGUAGACAGUCUGUUACAUAGCUUGUAUUUAGCUAGGUAGACAAAUGGUGAAAGACGAGACAAAUAUACGACAAUUCAAGCCAAGUUUUAUUUAUUAUAACUAGCCUUCCUCCA